AUGACUGGCAGAUAUGUCUUGCCAACGCGGCUCCGAGGUGUUUCGUCAGUAGCCACCUUGAGAGCUUCGACAGCUCCUUUGUCUUUGUCCGGGCGAUUCUCCGCAGCUUGUCCUCGGAACCAGAGCUCAGCGUCUACGGUCAAGGAAGAAAAUAAAAAGAGCAAAGAUGAGACUGAAGAGGGAAAGGAUAGUGCGAUGACGCGCCGUUUGGCCCAGAUGACCGAAGAUGCCAUGUUAGAAGGUGGACGAUCAGCGCGUCGUAACAUCGAGCAUGCCGGUUUUUCGGAAGAAUUGAAGAAACAGUUGGAAGAGCGAGUAGCCGCAGCUUCAUUCACGAGCAACUAUGCUGCAGCUCACUCUAUAGUAAAUAUGCCAGCUGGUGCAGGCCAAGGAACAAGGGAAAUGGCCGCUGCUCCUGCAUGGACAGGACAAGAACAAUUGGAAGAUACAACUCUACGCAUGCUAGACGACGCAAGCAAACCAAUCCGCAUGCCCUACAAAAUUCCCCAACCAGUCAACCUCCAACCAGCCCCAAAACCAAAGAAGUCUCGUGGCCACCGCUUAGCAGAGGCGAAGGAGCGCACAUCCACUUAUGCACUGAGCCAAGCACCCGGCUUCUCAGAAGAAGAGCGCGAGAACAUGCGCCACCAAAUGCGCGAGAACCUAUCACCCGGCGCGCGAAGCAUGCCCAUCUCCAUCUCAGGUUUGUCGUCACUAGCAGACGAACGAAUCGAAGACGCCAUCGCCCGCGGCCAGUUCAAGUCUAUCCGUCGCGGCAAGGGCGUCAACACCGAGACGGAUCAUAAUGCGAACAGCGCUUUCAUCGAUACAACCGAAUACUUCAUGAACAAGAUCAUCCAACAACAGGAAAUUGUACCGCCAUGGAUUGAAAAGCAGCAGCAAUUAGCUUCGGAAACGAGUCGCUUCCGCAGCCGUCUCCGGGCAGACUGGAAAAGACAUGCUGCCAUGUUAAUAUCCAGCAAGGGCGGAUCCCUAGAGGCGCAAAUGAACCGCGCAAAAGCAUACGCAGCUGCCGAAAUAAGGCUAGCCGAGAAAGCCAAGCUGGAAGCUUCGCUGAGUGAAGAACAAUCCGUUUCUGAGAUCAACACCGAUGGCCGGAUAGUUCACAAAGCCGAGGCAUCCUCGUCGUCAUCUACAGCCAAUGAAAGCAGCGAAGAAGCGUCUGAAAAUCUUGCUCCUCUUCCUCCGUUACGGGAUGCGAAUUACCUUGCUAUCGAGCGUGCUUAUCAUGAACUUGCUGUGAAACAGAUCAAUUCGCUUGCGCGUUCGUAUAACCUCCAGGCUCCGCCUAGUGCUCGAAAAGCUUAUCUUAAUCUUGAACGAGAACUGAAGGCCUGCUUUGCAGAGGUAGCACCUCAGCUGGCAGAAGAGAUUAGACGUCGGGCGACUGAGCGUGCUCGUCCUUCGUCGACUGUUACGCCGGCUUCUAGUGCAUUUGGGUCUUUGGGUAUGGCUCAGUCUGCGCAGGUUCGUGAUGAGGACAAGGCGAAGGGGUAUGGGAUGAAGGAAUUGUGGAGGGAUUUAUUCUCCAAGUCGUGA
Penicillium antarcticum is the source of this 1560-nucleotide messenger RNA. Its product is annotated as DnaJ family domain-containing protein. The transcript has 2 exons. The record is from RefSeq and is a predicted model, not a curated record. Lineage: Eukaryota; Fungi; Ascomycota; Eurotiomycetes; Eurotiales; Aspergillaceae. The coding region runs from base 1 to 1560 and encodes 519 amino acids.